This is a messenger RNA of Didymella exigua CBS 183.55, 510 nucleotides long. RefSeq lists its product as uncharacterized. The coding region runs from base 1 to 510 and encodes 169 amino acids. The transcript is spliced from 2 exons. The record is from RefSeq and is a predicted model, not a curated record. NCBI's taxonomy places the organism in Eukaryota, Fungi, Ascomycota, Dothideomycetes, Pleosporales, Didymellaceae.
AUGCUCUUUAGCGGCGCAUUCGGCGCCCUCGUUAUGUACUCGAUCCUCCGCUCGAGAGACGAGCAUCGCCGGCAUUCGCACGGUCGACAAGCGUACGAACAGAAGCCAACGGGGCACGAAGCAAUCCCGCAAUCUGCCCAGCACACGACCGCACAAAGAGGAGCGAGACAGCAAGUGGAGACGUGCAGUCCAGAAUCUCCCGAACAACCAACAUCGCAAACCCCCGGACCUCCUCGGGUGGCAUACGUACCCCGAGAGGUCAUCAGAGAAGUCGUUGUGGACUGUUCUUGCAAGUGUGCUUGUAAAGCGCCGGAGAAACCGGACCUACAGAGGUCGUUUUGGAGUCUCGAUCAGGGCACCUUUGUGGCAGCAGCGAGAGACAAGGAGGCAAAGAAGAUACAGGAGAAGCGGAGAGAAGAGGUUGGUGUAUUCCGCGUGGUCAUUGGACUUGAACAUCUCCACUCUGAAUUGAUAAGCCGAGAGGAACCAGACGAUAUCGCAAUGCGUUGA